Molecule: messenger RNA, 1743 nt
Organism: Recurvomyces mirabilis
Lineage: Eukaryota; Fungi; Ascomycota; Dothideomycetes; Mycosphaerellales; Teratosphaeriaceae
Exons: 2
Coding region: 1-1743 (580 amino acids)
Cellular component (GO): fungal-type vacuole lumen
Molecular function (GO): metallocarboxypeptidase activity
Source: RefSeq, a predicted model, not a curated record
AUGGAGAAAACACUCCCUCUCGCGGUCGAGCACAAUACCCCCAAAGCGCAACCCUACCUCCUACUACGACGUGUUCUCACUGUAGUGCCGCUCGUCGCCUUGAUCUUCUACGUCAACUGGACCCAUUUCAACACAGCGAUCAAGCCCACCUUCACCAACAAUGGAGGACAACACGAGACUUCGAAGUCACCAUGCCAUCAGCCAGCACCACUCUUCCCCGCCACAGACAAUGAUGCCUUGAAUCUCAUGUGGGAGCAUGUCGCCAGCGAGAGCUUCAGAAACGCUUCCAUCGUCAGGCACUCUGGUGCCAUCAAGAUCGAUACUUCUUCGUACGAUGACCUGGGACCGAUUGGUGAGGACAAGAGAUGGGAGGCAAUCAAACCGUUCCACGAUUACCUAGCAGAUACCUUCCCACGUAUACACGAGGAUCUGAAGGUUGAGAAGGUCAACACAUACGGUCUUUUGUACACAUGGCAAGGCAGCGACGAGAAGCUGAAGCCUCUCGUCCUUAUGGCCCACCAAGAUGUUGUCCCAGUCCCAGCCUCAACAGUCGAUGCAUGGACUCAUCCUCCCUUCAGCGGACACUACGAUGGUCGAUAUAUCUGGGGUCGUGGAUCAAGCGAUUGCAAGAAUCAGCUUAUUGCGGAGAUGGAGACGUUGGAGCUGCUGCUUGCUGCAGACUUCAAGCCAAAGAGGACAAUCAUUAUGUCUUUUGGUUUUGACGAAGAGAUCAGCGGAAGACAAGGUGCUGGACAUCUAUCCAAGUUCCUGAUUGACAGAUAUGGUGAGGACAGCAUUGCCGCGAUUGUUGAUGAAGGUGCUGGGUUCAGUGAGCAGUGGGGUCAAGUCUUCGCCCUCCCAGGCGUAGCAGAGAAAGGUUACACCGACGUCUCCAUCAUCGUUCGCUACCCAGGCGGCCAUUCCUCGAUCCCUACAGACCACACCAGUAUCGGCAUAGCCAGCGAGAUCAUCUCGAAGAUCGAGAGCGUACGAUACCCAACAUACAUUGCCGACGAGAGCCCCAUGCUCGGACUCAUGCAAUGUGGUGCCGAACACGCCCCGACAUUCCCAAAGAGACUGAAGAAACUGCUCGGCAAGCACAGCGCACCCAAGACAUGCAAAGCGAAGCCCGACGAACUAGCUCUUGAGCUCGCCAAAUCAGGUGGUGCGGUCCGCUACCUCAUGCAGACCUCCCAGGCCGUAGACGUGAUUACCGGAGGCGUCAAAGUCAACGCACUUCCCGAACGCACACAAGUGACAGUGAACCACCGCAUCAAUAUCGGCGACACACCGGAGACAGUACACCACCACCUCACCAAGCUCGUCAAGCCUAUAGCGGAGAAGUACAAUCUUACCCUCCACGCUUUCGACGGCAAAACGAAAGAAGCGCCCCUUUCGAUCUCCCUUUUCGCUUCGGCCACAACACUGAAAGUCGCGCCCAUCACACCGACAGAUACGAAAGAUGUUACACCAUACUCUAUCCUCGCCGGCACAACUCGUGCUGUCUACGGCGAAGGUGUUGUGGUUGCACCUGGCAUGAUGACGGGCAACACUGACACGAGGUAUUACUGGCCAAUCACCAAGCAUAUCUUCCGCUAUGGACCUGGCUAUGACCCGGCAGAUGGUGGCGGGUUGGGUAAUAUUCAUACUGUGGAUGAGAAGAUCAGUGUGGUCAAUCAUAUUGGGAUGGUGAAGUGGUUUACGUUGUUUUUGAGGAAUAUGGAUGUGGCCGAGCUCGAGUGA